UCGCUGAACCGGUCGGGCGGCCGAGCAGCGAGUCUGCGGAGGCGGAGGCUCCGCUGGUCCAACCUCUUGCUCUUUGCACCAACAGCCCCCUCCUCCCAUCGAGUUCCACCCACCCUCCCGGCCUGACCCAUGCAGGAGGCGAGGCUGCUGCUAGGCCGCGGUGCACGGGCCUGGAAGUCCGUGAGGAUGGCCAGCUCCGGGGUGACCCGCCGAAACCCACUCGCCAAUAAAGUGGCCCUGGUAACGGCCUCCACCGACGGGAUUGGCUUAGCCAUCGCCCGGCGUCUGGCUGAGGAUGGGGCCCAUGUGGUCAUCAGCAGUCGCAAGCAGCAGAACGUGGACCGAACAGUGGCCACACUGCAGGGCGAGGGGCUGAGUGUGACCGGCAUUGUGUGCCAUGUAGGGAAGGCAGAGGACCGAGAGCGGCUGGUGACCACGGCUGUGAAUCGUCAUGGAGGUAUUGAUAUCCUGGUGUCCAAUGCUGCAGUCAACCCUUUCUUUGGAAACAUGAUGGAUGUCACUGAGGAUGUGUGGGACAAGGUUCUGAAGAUUAAUGUGACGGCUACAGCCAUGAUGACAAAAGCAGUGGUGCCAGAGAUAGAGAAACGAGGAGGCGGCUCAGUGGUGAUUGUGGCUUCCGUAGCAGGCUUCGCUCCAUUUCCUAACCUAGGCCCUUACAAUGUUAGUAAAACAGCUUUGCUGGGUCUUACUAAGAACCUGGCCUCAGAGUUGGCCUCAAAGAACAUUAGAGUGAACUGCUUGGCACCUGGACUCAUCAAGACUCACUUCAGCAGUGUGUUAUGGAGUGACGAAUCAAAAGAGGAAAUGAUAAAAAAAGCCAUGAAUAUUAGAAGGCUAGGCAAGCCAGGGGAUUGCGCAGGCAUCGUUUCUUUCUUGUGCUCUGAAGAUGCCAGUUACAUCACUGGGGAGACAAUAGUAGUGGGUGGAGGAACUCCUUCUCGCCUCUGAGGACCUGAAGACAGCCCACGAGGGCAGAGGUUGUCUCCAACUGGUGUGUGGGGAGGGUGCGUCCACCUUUCCUCUGCUGCCCUUUGCUGCCUCUGCCUAUCAUUUUGUUCACCUCACAAAAUCAGUUCGGCCUUGUGUUAAGUUCCAGCCGUCCCUCUGGUCAAGGUGUGACGUUGCGUUGUUGCUGUGGCUUUGAAUAAAGGCUUUCUGGGGGCCAGAGGGUGGGAGGAAGCCUGCUGAAAAGAUCAAGUUGGGGGUGAGGGGAGUUUCCCCCUGAAUUUCUGGAGAAUUUAAGAGGAGAUAGACGGAACCUGGGGGGGGAAGGAACAAGAAUGGAAAUUAACAACUUGCAAAUAAGGUGCAAUAAAAUGAAGAAUCGUGUUGCUCAGA
Molecule: messenger RNA, 1359 nt
Organism: Nannospalax galili (Upper Galilee mountains blind mole rat)
Lineage: Eukaryota; Metazoa; Chordata; Mammalia; Rodentia; Spalacidae
Product: dehydrogenase/reductase SDR family member 4
Exons: 8
Coding region: 130-969 (279 amino acids)
Biological process (GO): retinal metabolic process
Cellular component (GO): peroxisome
Molecular function (GO): carbonyl reductase (NADPH) activity
Source: RefSeq, a predicted model, not a curated record